This is a messenger RNA of Aethina tumida (small hive beetle), 2055 nucleotides long. Its product is annotated as transmembrane protease serine 11A. Lineage: Eukaryota; Metazoa; Arthropoda; Insecta; Coleoptera; Nitidulidae. Gene Ontology annotation, molecular function: serine-type endopeptidase activity. The record is from RefSeq and is a predicted model, not a curated record. Bases 268 to 1857 code for a protein of 529 amino acids. Gene Ontology annotation, biological process: proteolysis. The transcript is spliced from 8 exons.
CCAUAUCAACCACCUUGAGUCGCACCGAAAGCGACCAGUCGAAAUCGGAGAGGCGACCGAUUAGGAAAUUACGCGGCGACGCCACUGACAUAUUUUUCCCGAGAGAUUCUUCGUCUAACCGUAGAUCACGGAUGUUGUCGGUCAUUUGCAUAACUUAAAUCACUUGUUUACGUACAAUUUUGAUAGUUAUUAGAUGGACUGAGUCUGGUGUUGGUGUUGGUGACUUGGUGCUGGGAAAGUUACCUCUAAGAAGUGAUUUAGGUGAUAAUGCGUUACUUGUUGUUGGGUGCGUGUCUGGUUGUGCUUUUUGUUGGGGAUGGAAACGGCCAAACGAAGCCUUCUCCUUGCCCCACAGCCUUUAGGUACUUGCCCAACACCUCGAGGGACAAAAACAGGUGGUAUGGGGAGCUGACUGUUGUUUCUGAUGUUGACAUCAUUGAUGGGGUGUUUUUGGCCAUGUUAUUCGAUGGGCCAUCAUUACAGCUGGCUUCGUCUUUUGGCAAAGAGAUCAUCAAAAGAACGGUGACUGAGUACUUGGUGAGAAACUUGGGGUACGAGCUAAAGGCAAACAAACCCCUGAAAGUGCAAUUUUAUGUCAACUACGAGGAGAACCAAGAACCUCCAAACUUCGUGGGCUUUAGAUUGAACGCCGUCCCUUGGUGUCCGGAGAAGACCAACCCCCCCACAACGGAAUCGUCCUACAUAACAAGCCCACCAGAAUUGAACUACAACUUUAGUGAAACGCCAAACGUGGCGCCCCAGAAGCCGGGGCAGAACCUGAACUUGGAGGAACUGGCCCAGCUCCUGCAGUCCCUUGGGAUUGAUGUACAGCAGUUGAACUCCCCGCAGGGUCAGGGGCAAUUUUCCACCAACAACUUUAGACAGCCCGUCAACACGAAUAACAACAAUCAAUAUUCCUAUAAUCGUCCCAACAAUAACUACCCAAGCAACCCCUACUUUGGGAACCCGCAAAGCUUCGACGUAAGGGGCUCGUUCCCCAACCGACAACAGGUCUACCACUUGAAUGCCCGAAGUGUUGACAGUAGGCUUAUUAAAAGGGAGAAGUUUGACGACUUCCAAUGUGGACGAGACAGCUUCAGCUUGGAUGACAAUGACGGACUUGCCCUACCAGGAGAGUUCCCAUGGCACGUCUCAAUACAAACUAACUCCUCACACUUGUGCAGCGGCACUUUGAUAACCGCAGAACAUGUCCUAACCACAGCAAGGUGUCUAAACCAGUUUAGAAAUGCCAGACAACUAAAAGCCUUCUUGGGGUUGACCCAAGUUGGCGACAAAAAUGAGUACACACAAGAAAGAGGUGUGAAAACAAUAAAAAUCCAUCCCGAUUAUUGCCAAUCCUGCGAGGAUAAGCACAAGAACGACAUUGCAGUAAUAAGUUUGGCCAGUCCUGCGGAUUUGAAUGCUGCAGCAAUGCCCGCUUGCCUUUGGAGCCAAAAGGGGGAUGAGGAUUUACUCUUCAACAAAACUGGGGCAGUGUCCGGAUACUCCAAAGGGCCAACUCAGAACCUAUUAAAGACUCAAAUGUUCGUUUCGUCUCAGGUGGAGUGUUUGUUGAAAAACUACGACUACAGACAAAUACUGAACGAACAAAAUUAUUGCGCAAGCUUGAAAGGUGGUGCCAAAACUUGUCCAGGGGAUUCCGGUGGCGGAAUGGUUUUCAAAAAGAAACUGUCCUUGGACGACUUCGUUUGGGAGUUAAGGGGGAUUUUAUCUGUGCCAUUUAAAAAUGAACAAUACUGCAGUGCAGGAAAUCAUGUUGUUUUCACCGAUGUAGCCAAACAUGUGACUUGGAUUAUUGACGAAAUUAAUGGAUUUAAAUCAGUCAACGCGUUAUAAAAUUAUUAAAAUUAACUAGAAACAGAUGUUUCGUCGUAGCAGGAAAAUCACUAGAUGGAGCCUGCAUUGCCUUAGACACAAAAAUUUUUAAAUUACUGUCUGUACAAACGCCAAUUAAUUUAAAUUAAUUAAAAUUUAUUGCAGUGCAUUUUAUAAAUCACUUUUAUUUUAAUGCAUUAAAUAUAUUAUUAAAAAUUA